AUGGCUACAGUUAGAGUAAAUACCAGUGCUGUUAGGGCACUGCAGAAGGAACUUAAAGAUCUUACUGAGUUUCCAGUUGAAGGGUUCAAGGUAAUGAUUUCUGAGAAAGAAAACCUCUUUAUUUGGGACGUCGCAAUAUUCGGACCACCUAUGACUUUAUAUGAAGGAGGUUAUUUUAAGGCUCGGUUGCGUUUCCCUGAAGACUAUCCCUAUAGUCCACCCACAAUGCAUUUCUUAAGCAAGAUGUAUCAUCCUAACAUAUACGAGAGCGGUGAAGUUUGUAUAUCAAUUUUACAUACGCCAGGCGAUGAUCCUCAGAGUGGUGAAUUACCAUCUGAGAGAUGGAAUCCAACACAAAAUGUCAGGACCAUACUACUGAGCGUUAUUUCCUUAUUAAAUGAACCAAACAUAAAUUCAGCUGCCCAUGUUGAUGCAUCAGUGGCCUAUAGGAAGUGGAAGGAGUCUAACGGAGCUGAAGACGAAUAUGAACGUGUCGUUAGGUCACUUGUUAGGGCGACUCAUGAAGAAGCGGAGAAAGACAGAGUAGUUGUUCCAACCACCCUUGAAGAUUAUUGCGUGAGUGGCAGAUCAGCAUCAAAAGCAUUUUAUCACCAAUCUGGUGACGUUGACGAUUUGUCAGAUUAUGAUGCCAGUAAUGAAUACUACGGUUCUGACGAAGACGAUGACGAGGAGAGUACGCCAAUAGAUAGAAAUGAAGAUGAGAGUGUCAAAUCUAUUGAAGAACGAUCUUACUUAUCACAAGUAAUUGAUUCUACAGCAAAAGAACCUUGUUCAAGUAAAUCAGAAAAUAUCUCGCAAACCACAUUGAAUUCAUCAUUGGACCCAAGUGAACUUUCAAGAGUUAUCGAUCACAGGACUUCAAGUGAAUUUAAUCGCGUUACAUCGGCAACCUCUAAUACAGCAUUCAGUCAAAUCUUUUUUAGUAAAAUCAAAUCUACAACAGCGGUACAGCGUCACAAAAUAUUAUCAUUUUAUCUAUGUGUUAGAUCAAACAAGUGUCUUUCACUUAGCAAGGAAUUAAGAUUUCAUGCAUAA
Molecule: messenger RNA, 1056 nt
Organism: Heterobilharzia americana
Lineage: Eukaryota; Metazoa; Platyhelminthes; Trematoda; Strigeidida; Schistosomatidae
Source: the annotation of a GenBank genome assembly